AGGUCGCGUUGCUUCAAGCCAUCUUUGGUCGCUUAUCGUUCAGUUUUACAUUGUGCAAAGUUUACGCAGGUGUGUGUGCAGCUUUUCGGUUUUCAAGUUGAGACGGUUUUACGUGCGAUAUUGCUGUUGCACUUUUCUCGUUUGCUUCCUAGUUGGAAAGAAAUUUACUACUUCCAGAUCGACAUGACCAAGUACAAGCUUCGCUACUUUGACGUGAUGGGUUUGGGUGAACCCAUCAGGUUCCUGCUCAGUUACGGCGGCCUCGAAUUCGAGGACAUCCGCGUCGAUCGCGGCGCUUGGACAAAGAUGAAGCCGACAAUGCCGUUCGGUCAAUUGCCUAUCCUAGAGAUCGAUGGCAAGGUUUACUCGCAAACGUUGCCGAUCUGUCGUUACUUGGCGAAGCAGUACGAUUUGUCGGGCAAGACGGACUUGGACGCCUUGGAAAUCGACGCUGUCGCCAACGCUCUUCACGAUCUCCGGAAACAGAUAGCGCUGUUCUACAGAGAGACCGACGAGGUCCUGAAAGCUAAAAAGAAGAAGGAAGUACUGAGCACCGUCGUGCCAUUCUAUUUGGAGAAGCUGGAGGAGCUGGCCAGCAAGAAUGGCGGGUACCUACACGGGGGUGAGCUAAGCUACGCUGAUUUGUUUUUCGUCGCUAUCGCGGAUUCUCUGAGCAAUGCCUGCGAGCUCGACAUCACGCGGGGAAAACCGAAUUUAAAAUCUCUCCGGGAAAAAGUACUCGCGCUUCCCGGAAUUAAGACGUGGGUGGAAAAGAGGCCCAAAUUGGAUUUCUGAUCGCCGCCACUUUGAUAUGCGCGCAACAUGUCGGUCGAAUAUCCAUAUCGCCUGCGUCGGCCGCAGAAAUUUAUUCUUUCCGUUGCAAUAUAUUUUGUACACAUGUAACGCGCAUCAGUAUGAUACGGAUAAUAAAGAAUCGACGUGCAAUGCGGAUUGUCGCAUCGCAGAACGCAAACGUUGCAUCAUGCAAUAACAGAAGUUAGCUUUAUCAGCUGCUGAGAGCUAACUACCAACGUCAGAUAGAGCUAUAACAUUUUACGAUCUUUAAUCGUUAGCCAGUAUCAGCAAUAUACGCAUCUAUUUACGAAAUGCAAAGUUAUAUAUAAAACGAGAUGCGCCGCGUCUCUAUAUUCUAUUAUUAUUAUUAUUACUCUGAUUAUAACAUAAUAGAAUCUAGUAGUAUCCGCAAUAAAAAUCGAAAUUUCUAUUUACGU
This is a messenger RNA of Ooceraea biroi (clonal raider ant), 1232 nucleotides long. It is a transcript of the gene GstS4, whose product is annotated as glutathione S-transferase S4. Gene Ontology annotation, biological process: glutathione metabolic process. NCBI's taxonomy places the organism in Eukaryota, Metazoa, Arthropoda, Insecta, Hymenoptera, Formicidae. Gene Ontology annotation, molecular function: glutathione transferase activity. The record is from RefSeq and is a predicted model, not a curated record.